AUGAAAUGUAUUGAAAAAUUCGAUAUAUUAUCAUUAGAUAAUGAAGAAGAAAUAAUUAUUCAUUUAAGACAUUUAAGUAACAAUGAAAAUUGUUCAUUAAGAGAUAUAACUCAAGCUUAUCAAAUUUUACAAGAUUGUUUUCAAAAUUUAACUCAUCAACAUUUACAAUUAGUAAAAACAAUUGUCGAAUAUUCGAAUGUUAUUCAAAUGAUGAAAAAAUUUGAUCUUUAUUCUACUAAUGGACGACGUCAUUUUCAAGAAUUACGAGAUAAUUUAACAACACAAUUUCAAUUACAAGAAUUAAAUAAUAUGAUACUAAAUUCAUUGAUUAUAACAUAUACAUUAAUUGAACCAUUUAUUUUUAAAGCUAAAAAUUUCAAUGAUUUUAUUUAUCGUCUUGCUCAAUUAUCAAAUUUAGAAGAAAAUUCAUUAAAUCAUAUUAAAGUAAUUAAUGAUAAUAUAUCAAUUGUAACGAUGUGGUUAUCAACUGAAGAAACAACAGUUUUAGACAAUGCUUUGAUUACUAUGGAACAUUUAUAUAAAAAUGGAAUUGUUAAUAUUUAUUUACGACAUUUAACAAGAAAAUCAUCAUAUUAUGAAAUUAGUUAUUCGAUUGAUCGUAUACAAAAUAAAAUAAAAAAAGUCAAAAAUGAAAAUAAUCAGAAAGAACAAAUUGAAAAUAAUGAUGAAAUUAAAAUAAAAAAAAUUCAAUUUCUAUUAUCAAUGUCAGAUAUUGAUGAUCAUAAACGUCAAUUAACAUUUUGUAAUGUUGAUGUUCAACAAAAUUUAAUCUAUAAAAAAGUUUUAAUUGAUGGACAAUUAAAAUUAUUAAAAACAAUUGAAAAUAUCUAUGAUAUUUUUACUAAAUUAGAAUUAGCUGGUCAUCCUGAUUAUCAAUUACGAGAUGAACAUUAUGAAAUUCAU
Molecule: messenger RNA, 924 nt
Organism: Rotaria sordida
Lineage: Eukaryota; Metazoa; Rotifera; Eurotatoria; Philodinida; Philodinidae
Source: the annotation of a GenBank genome assembly